Messenger RNA from Cololabis saira (Pacific saury), 2586 nucleotides. RefSeq names its product SAM pointed domain-containing Ets transcription factor. Bases 352 to 1347 code for a protein of 331 amino acids. The transcript is spliced from 6 exons. Gene Ontology annotation, cellular component: nucleus. Lineage: Eukaryota; Metazoa; Chordata; Actinopteri; Beloniformes; Belonidae. Gene Ontology annotation, molecular function: DNA-binding transcription factor activity, RNA polymerase II-specific; sequence-specific DNA binding. The record is from RefSeq and is a predicted model, not a curated record. Gene Ontology annotation, biological process: regulation of transcription by RNA polymerase II; cell differentiation.
UCACCCAGCCGCUUGCCCUCGCCUCGUCCCGCUUUGCACACACCCCCAGCAGGUGCUUUCACUUGAGAGUUAGUUUGCAGUUGUGCUUUAGGCUGUGCCUUUCAAGUUAAGAGUUAUUCUGGGGGGAAAAAAAGAGAGGAAAAAAAGAGCCCGAGAGGCUUCCAGGCCUCAUCCCCGGGGCUCCGCAGCAGUCGUCAGAGGGAAGCAGACUGAGGUGAGCCCGCCGCUCGCUGCACCUCCAUCCUCACCUGAGCAUCCCAUCUGAGCCAAGCGUUGAUCGGAAACAGCCCGGCACCUGCUGCCAUCCCAUCAAGUGUUUGUCUCUGACAGUCAGAGCAUCUUUACAGCGUCAUGUCGAACCCAGUCGGCAGUUUGUCAGACGCCGCAGUCUACGGGCCCCGGAUUGGGAUGACAGAGGACUCUCUGCAUCGAAGCCGAGCCUCUGGGGAAGCCUGGGACAUGGGGGACACCAAACCCAGCCUGGAAGCCUUGGAGCGCGCCAUGCCGAGCUUCUACUUCCCCUGCUUUGAUAUGCUCCACAUUGAAGACUCCACGUGGCUGGUGAAGGUUUCCGAGGCCUCCCAGGCGCUGGCCGUGCCCAUGCAUCGCAUGGAGAGCCGGGAGGAACCGGAGCAGUGUCCCGUCAUCGACAGCCAGGAGCAGGGGCUGUCUCCCGGGCUGGAGGGGCAGGAGGAGGAGCGGUCGCUGGAGCAGGUGCAGAGCAUGGUCGUGGGAGAAGUACUCAAGGACAUCGAAACGGCCUGCAAACUGCUCAACAUCACCCCAGACCCUAUGGAGUGGAACACGGGGAACGUCCAGAAGUGGCUGCUGUGGACUGAACACCUGUACAGGUUGCCUCAUGCCGGAAAAGCCUUCCAGGAGCUGUCGGGGAAGGAUCUGUGCGCCAUGAGCGAGGAGGAAUUUCGCCAGCGCUCCCCACAGUGCGGAGACACGCUGCACGCACACCUCGACAUAUGGAAGUCAGCUGCCUGGAUGAAAGAGAGGUGCUCAAUUGGAGAUACAAAAACUACAGGCAGCGAGGAUCUGUGGUCCGAGGCAGAUUCCUCUUGUUCAGGUCAACCUAUCCAUCUGUGGCAGUUCCUCAGGGAGCUCCUGCUCAAACCUCACAACUAUGGCCGCUGCAUCCGCUGGCUCAAUAAAGAGAAAGGGAUUUUUAAAAUCGAAGACUCGGCACACGUGGCGAGACUGUGGGGACUCAGAAAGAAUCGACCUGCCAUGAACUACGACAAGCUGAGCCGCUCCAUUCGUCAGUACUACAAGAAGGGAAUCAUCCGAAAGCCCGACGUCUCUCAGAGACUGGUGUACCAGUUUGUUCAUCCAGUAUGAGACAGUAGCAGCAUGUUAGGAGGAGGAGGAGGAGGAGGAGGAGGAGGAGGAGGAAGAGAAGGAGUAGGAAAACCAUGAUAUUACAAUGAGACAGUGUCUCACCAUGCACUUAAUCACCUAACUCUGAGAUUAAAGAUGACAUGAAACACGUGCACUGCAUCUCCAGAGCCCUGCCGGCUCUGAAGCAACAGGCAAGUGCUGCAUGAAGGCUUAUCCGUGCAAAGAGAAACAGACAAGACACACUUUUUCUUCCCGCUGAAAGAGAAAGACUGGUUCAAACUAACAAACUGCCUCGUCAUUUGCACAUUCUGCCUGAUCAUUUUCCUGGUAUGUGUCCCACAACUCCUAAAUUGGCAGCUGAAUGCUUUUUUCGCGCCAGCUUCGGGCCCCUCACCUGCAGCUACUCUUGUUUCGCGCCACACUUUCACUGGCACCGGAUGGUGUUUAGUUGCUGAACCUGUUCAUCUUCAAGACCAGGCUCUCGCUUUGUGCUUUACCUCGUCUGAGAGGUGAAGAGGAAAUGCUUUUUCGUGCAAAAGUGAGACCCUCGAACUCUUCUGUGGCUGCGCUGACAAUGCUGCAUGUGUGUAUUUUUGUCUUGAGUGAGACAUUCCCUAACACCAUCGCUGUGGAGAUGUAUUGUUUUUAAUCCUCUCAGCUCUGGUUUAUAUAACUGUAUAUUGCAUUUUGCUGAUUUUCUGAUAUCAAUAAUUCUAUGAGACAAAACAUGUAAAUAAAUUGAAAUUUUAGCCACAGCCGGACAUUCACAUUCCUCAGAGGAUGAAUCAUUUUCUUCUAAUUUAAUUCAAUGUAACUUUAAUUCUAAGGACUCUCAGGGUAAUUUUACCGACCACCUGAUUUUAUUUUUAUUUGCUAAAGAGGUUUUAAAAAGAAAUCAGCUGCUUAACAUUCUGAACGUUAUUGCAGGACGAUGCCGCAACUCGAAAUAAAACGUAUGCCAAGUAACUCCACAUUUACUAAGAAAAACAGGAUUAAGGAACACUUCUGUCUACUGAGUACAAUCAGGGUGGAUUAUCCACUUACAUGGUCGGGGAUUUUGUCCAGAUUUAUUCAUACGAGUCAUUUUUCUUGCUUUUCGGGUUUCUCUAUUUCACACCAGUUUGUCCUGCCAACGUUCAAUUAUCAUGUGGAAAUUUGUAAAUAAUUGUCUCCCUGGGAGAGGACACACUGUUCAAGCUUUAAAAAAGGAUUCAAUAAACUAUGUUUUUUCUUUUUCAA